AUGAAGAAACCGCGACGUCGUCGCUAUGAGUCCGAGCUCGACUACACGAAGGAUGCUGAGGAAAAUUCGAAAAUAUUGUUAAGAGAGAAAUACGAGAUAUUGAGGUGGACAGACACAGUUGAAAUCAAAACUCCAAAUCUCUUGAUUCCGACACAAAUUGCAAAUUAUGUGGAGUCAUUGCCAUUCUGUAAAUUCACCGUGUCUCCGUCGGCAGAUCGCUUUGCUCUUAUGCAUCAUAAUCGGCAACUGGAUGUGUAUGCAAUCGAUGGCCAAAAUAUUUCGCUGGAGUCGAGUUUACAAGUUCUCGAAGACGAAUUCGCACAGUACUGCCUCCUGGAAUACUCCGCCUCUGGUUCGCUUCUGCUCUCUACUCGAAGUAGUGCUCAAAUUGAUGUGUUCGACCAUCAGGGUGGAUACUGCUAUGACAUUCCUCUGGAGUCUCCACAGAACAAUCUUGACUUAGUUUGUGCCAUCUCCGCCCUAAGAACCGUUGCGAACACCUCAUCAGAUGAAAAAUAUUUGGAUACUCUGUACACUCUUCAAUACAAUGGUACUUUCUCGGUCUAUAAAAUAGGUCGUCUAACAAGGUACCAGAAGCUGUCGUCAGUAUCGCUGGACAUUGGUUUGGCUGGUACUUUUUGCGUACUGCCCUUCUAUAACCUUCUAUUGGUCUCCUUUCACUAUCGCGCUUCCUCUGAAGGCGGCUUACCAGGAGGCCUAUGUUCAUUCCGUUUGACGGAUACUGAUCCUUUUGUUGAACCGAUAAGAGUUGCUGUCGAGCAAGCUGGAUGGUUGCCCCGUCUUCCGUUUAGCUCUGCUAGCUAUGCAUAUUUGGUUUCGAUGUCAGUGAACGAGUCAUUAACGAAACUUGCUGCAGUUUCCAGCAACGGCGAUUUCUUCUUGUUCGAUAUUCCUUCGACACGAAUCGUGUUUCAAGUAAAAUACAUAACAGGACCUCGACCUGUUCAAGCUGUUUUUAUUGAGAACGAAGAAGUUGGAGUGAUAUUUCACACUGGGGAGCUAGUUAGGAGCUUUUUGGAUGACCUGCAGGACGCACUUUACUCCGUCCAUUGCACUGACGUGUUCACAUCACGUACUACUUUGGUGUCUCCUCGCCGUAGAGAAUUGUUCAUUCUCGCCAACGAUGGUGGAAGUGACACUCUGCGUGAGGUAGCACUUCAACGAACGUCUUUGGCUUGCCGCUUGUGGAUUUUCACACUAUGGAGCUCAUUCAAAAAUCUUAUGGGCAUAGCAGCUGGAGAUGCUCCUGUUCCCUUAGAGAAAGCCACUCAUUCUGAAUCGCUGGAUUUUGUUUUGCUCCAUGCACCAACACGGACGUUGCAGGAGCUGUUUGAGAGAACGUUGAAUGAGCGCAACUAUUCUCGUGCAAAAAGCCUAGCAGAAAGCUACGACAGUAUUGACAUCGACAUUGUCCUCAAACGAGAAUGGCGAGAUAUUUGCCACAGCCAGACAGUGACUGUGAAGAACGUGGACAAUACUUUACGUCAAAUACACGACAAGGAUUGGGUGAUUGAUGCGUGUAGUUCAAGCGAUGCCCCGUCCCUGCAAGUACAGAAAGCGCUUGUUGACUUGGGGACAUCUUUUCCUAGUGCAUCCUUGCUAUCGCAAGUGCGUCUUCACCAUAAUGCUUGCAUGUUAUUAGUGUGCGAAGAUGUAAAUGAGUAUAUAGAAGUUCGGAAUUUGUCUUGUCUGGAUGCUGCUUUUCGAUUUGCUAAGCGUAUCAAGUUCGUUUCCCUCGAUCGACUCAUAGAACAAAACUAUUCGUUGCUUCUUCCCUUCAUGCUUGACAUUUUAUCACAUAUUCCUCCAAGUGUACCUCCAAAUAGAUAUGAACAUCUUCUGCCCGAAAAAAAUGGAAAAGAGGUGCAACUUGACAAGGUAACAUAUUUCGUGUACUCCGGGGAGGGGAAGGAAAUCGAGGAAGCAGUGCGGAUUUGCAAUACGGGUGAACAUAAAAUUGAAACCCCAAUAAACGACUUCUCUAACUGGGUAAGAAAUCGAGUUGAGUUAAUGGACUUUGAGGCCGGCUUACCCGAACAUUGCGUUGCUUUACUUACUCUCAGUGUUCAACGUGGAUACGAGGAACUUGAGGAAGAGCUAGAGCGAUUUACGUACUAUAAGUCUUUCGUAACUAUGUGUUCGCUUGUUGGAGAGACAUUUCAAAGGUUUUGUGCAGCAUCGUGGGAACAUUACGUUUCUUUCCUAAAGAAGCUUCCAUCCGAAGAAUUGGUUCGACACUCUUCAGCCAUUUUUUCCUUACUGAAGUGGAAGACUCAAGACUCAAAGACCCCUACUGAGGAUUUGAAAGGAGCUGUAUCUUCAUUUUUGUUGGCUGUUAGUCAAAACAAUGUUGAUGUGUUACAAACUUUUCGGAAAGAACGAAGCAAGAUUGUGGACAAGGACAUGAUUGUGAAAUGUCUUAGUAAUUCGGAGCUAACUGGUGACAGCCUUCUACUUGCCGUUCGCUCAUUAGGUGUCUGUCCUGAAUUGGCAAGCUCGCUGAUUAGCUUCCAUUCACGUGGUGUGCGACCGACUUUCAAACAGCUAUGGGAGAGUACAUCUGAUGCUGAUGCAGCACGACGGCUGCUUAUUCGAAUGGCACGAUGUGGUCAGGUCGCUUCUGUGGCUGAAUGGGAAACGCUUCGAGACGAGGUCCUGGAACUGGCGAGGAGCAUAUAUUCGGAGCUUAUUCAUCCUGAUGAGGCUAUAGACAUUGUUACUCGCGAGAUGUUGUCCGACACAUGUAUACCGCACGACAAACAUAUCCUUCAACUGUUUCUAACUCUGGACAAGAGUACGUCAAGGAAGACCGAAAGAGCAAGACUCAGUGUUGAAAAGAGCGCUGAAGUUCUCAUUGGAAAGAGUGAAGAAUUGAUGCAAGAAGCUUCCGGACCUGACGACGCAGUUCUGCAACAAUCUCGCAGCCUUGCUGAAGCUGCUCGUGCAAUUGCCCCGAAAGCAGCAGCUCAACAGUUGAAAUUAUUGGAUACUGUAGAUCUGGCUCAUGAGCUAGGGUCAACAAUACUGCCGGUCGCUAUCAGAUUUGCCGAACCUUAUGCGUUCUUGGAAGAAAUUGUAAAACUUAAUGGUAACUAUAAGCAGGGCAAGAAGUGCGCAAAGCUGGCCGUACUUCUUGGAGUUGAAACGCCAGUAGCGACAGCUCUUUCACUCUGUGCUCUUUCAGCUCUGAUUGAACACGAUGAGCGAUAUUUAAGGAAAUAUAUUCAAGAAGUCAUAGCAAAGGGCCGUGAUCUUCCUGUUGUUCAUGAACUUUGCAUCCGAAUUAUGGAGUCUUCUUUCGUUCCUGAAGCAAUGGAUGAAAUUUAUGCAUGUGCUUUGCUAAAUGCUCCACAGGACAAGCUUCUAGAAACAUUGGAUUUGAUACAAAAUCAUAGAACAGCAAGGAACCGGCACGACCACGACAAACCCGAAAUUAACGACAAACUAGUGAUUGAACCAAUUUAUGUAACUCCUAAGACAUGCCAAUACAUAGCUCGUGCAGAUGAUUCCGCUUGCCGUGUCCUUCGGGAGUGCUCUGGCAUUCCAACAAAUGAGACAGCGAUUUGGCUGACUAACAUUAGUUCAUCACUAGCUUUAUGCACUGCAAUGACAGAAGAAGAGGGUUUACCAUGGACUAAGAACGACUUUCUCAUCAAAUAUGAGCAGGCACUCCGAUUCCUGGAACCGCAACUGAACGAAUACCUGGUGGAAAAUGUGCCUCCCUCUAUUCUGAUCUCCCAAACAACAAUGUCGAAUACUAACGUAACGGUUCUUGAUAGGAUAUCAAAUUAUGGUUGCGAUCGUGAACGUUUUAUUGAGGAUCCAGAAUAUCGAAGAGAAACUAUCAUAGGCUUAGCUAUGACAGAAGACGAAGAUAUGUACGGUGAUGCAAUACAAUUGGCAGCUGACUUCAAAAUGAACGAUUGGGCAGUGCAUUUUGCAUCUCUUGAAAAUGCUCUAACUUCUAUGUCAGUUGUGGAAGCAAAAGCCUUGCUGAAGUCUCGUGGCCACCUGUCACGACUGCGUGCUGAGGCAGAUAAGUUCCAUAGCCAGCUGCGAGCUAGUGUCGGGCCUUUGAUGACCACAAAUGAGCAGUUUGUUGCGUACCUAACGCUAUUCGCCGAAGGACAGCCGGAAAAGGCUGCAUUACCGGUCCUGAAGAGAAUUCUGGAGAAAAAACGGGAUGUGAACGCUGCGCGGCUCUUCUCAGAUGCGGAAUAUUUAUGUAAUACGAUCAUUAGCAUUCCUGACCGUGCUAUUCUUUCUUUGGUUGAUGGAUUUCUCGCAAUCCCGGUCGGAUCGGUAGCUUGUGAAGCUGCCGCACGGACCCUUCUCGAUGGGAAUGAUAUGCGACCUGCUGCAAAUCCUGCUGUGAUCUUUGCGUUGUUGGGCAAGGACGAGACGAAUUUUAUAGACCUUGUUGCAUCGAAAAGUAUAUCGAAUGAAUUGAUGUACCUGGAAAGAGCUACUUUAAUUUUGGAAGCGAUGCCAAAUGUGGACACUAAAUUAGUUGACGCUGUCAGACAAAGAUUGACUCUAUUACAAACUCCAGCUGAAAAUAACACUAGCACUCCACCAGAACCUUUUGAACAGCAGAAUACGAUGGUCUUUCAUAGAAGGAGAAGAUGA
This is a messenger RNA of Necator americanus (New World hookworm), 4650 nucleotides long. RefSeq lists its product as uncharacterized. Gene Ontology annotation, biological process: retrograde vesicle-mediated transport, Golgi to endoplasmic reticulum. Gene Ontology annotation, cellular component: Dsl1/NZR complex. Gene Ontology annotation, molecular function: SNARE binding. The coding region runs from base 1 to 4650 and encodes 1549 amino acids. The record is from RefSeq and is a predicted model, not a curated record. The transcript has 36 exons. NCBI's taxonomy places the organism in Eukaryota, Metazoa, Nematoda, Chromadorea, Rhabditida, Ancylostomatidae.